This is a messenger RNA of Astyanax mexicanus (Mexican tetra), 3368 nucleotides long. It is a transcript of the gene ctsf, whose product is annotated as cathepsin F. The transcript has 15 exons. The record is from RefSeq and is a predicted model, not a curated record. Lineage: Eukaryota; Metazoa; Chordata; Actinopteri; Characiformes; Acestrorhamphidae. Gene Ontology annotation, molecular function: cysteine-type endopeptidase activity; cysteine-type endopeptidase inhibitor activity. Bases 155 to 1576 code for a protein of 473 amino acids. Gene Ontology annotation, cellular component: lysosome.
CUGAUUUCAACGGAGCCAGCCGGCUGGGUCAGGUCGCUGUUUGACGCUGAGCCAGAAACUCCCCCUGUUCUCCAGUUUAAAUAAACACAGUCUGCCCGGUUUAUAAAACCCCGCGCUGCCCCAGCCUCUCUCCUCUCUGUGCGGAAGGCCGGGCAUGAUGGAGCUGAAGCUGAUCGCAGGGCUGGUGCUGGCGGUGGUCUGCGCGGCUCGGGCUCUGGAGGAGGAUGGCUCAGACCGGCCGCUGGUCCCCGGCGCUCCCGGAGCUCCAGUGCGCAUUUCAGAGACGGACCCGGAGCUCCUGAAGGCCGUGAGAUUCGCGGAGGAGCGGUACAACGUCGCGUCUAACGGCCUGCACAUCCGCAGAGUCAGCAGGAUCAUCUCCGCCAGUAAACAGUUGGUGAAGGGAAUACGAUACAGCAUCACAGUAGAGAUUGGGAGAACCCAGUGUAAGAAGACUGACGUUCUGCACGUUUCUGAGGAUUGUGAGUUUUUCCCAGAGUCGCACAAACAGAAGACGGAGGUUUGUUUGUUUGAGGUGUGGGACAUUCCCUGGCAGAACAAGUCCACCCUGCUGAAGCAGAAAUGCCAGCCUGCAGUUCCAAAGGAGACAAAAAUUGUGCGUGUUCCACUCACUCGCGACAAGACGACCAAGGAAUCUCUGGAGCUUCUGACAAAGUUCAAGGACUUUAUGACCACUUACAACCGCUCAUACAUCUCUCAAGAGGAGGCUCAGAAACGGCUGCGUAUUUUCCAGCAGAAUCUGAAAACAGCAGAAACCCUGCAGUCUUUGGAUCAGGGCACGGCUGAGUAUGGUGUUACGAAGUUCAGCGACCUCACAGAGGAUGAGUUUCGAAUGAUGUACCUGAACCCCAUGCUGAGCCAGUGGAGCCUGCAGAAAAAAUUGAAGCCAGCAGCCCCAGCCAGCAAAGCAGCAGCAGAGAGCUGGGACUGGAGAGAGCACGGAGCCGUCAGCCCCGUCAAGAACCAGGGGAUGUGUGGCUCCUGCUGGGCUUUCUCUGUCACUGGAAACAUUGAAGGCCAGUGGUUCAAAAAGACUGGACAGCUGUUGUCCCUCUCAGAGCAAGAGCUGGUGGACUGUGAUAAACUGGACCAGGCUUGUGGGGGUGGACUUCCAUCUAAUGCAUAUGAAGCUAUUGAAAACCUGGGAGGUCUGGAGACUGAGACAGACUACACCUACACCGGACACAAGCAGAGCUGUGGCUUUACUUCUGGAAAAGUGGCGGCAUACAUCAACAGCUCAGUAGAACUGUCCAAGGAUGAGAAUGAUAUUGCUGCAUGGCUGGUUGAGAACGGCCCUGUUUCAGCUGCCCUCAAUGCUUUUGCCAUGCAGUUCUACAGAAAAGGAGUCUCUCACCCCCUGAAGAUAUUCUGCAACCCCUGGAUGAUUGAUCACGCUGUGCUGCUGGUUGGAUUUGGAGAACGCAAUGGCAUUCCCUUCUGGGCCAUUAAGAACAGCUGGGGAGAAGACUAUGGAGAGCAGGGUUACUACUACCUGUACAAAGGAUCCAGACUGUGUGGAAUCAACAAGAUGUGUUCGUCUGCGGUGGUUAACUAGGAGUAAACUCUAGAGUGUACACAGUGCUGACAGACACAAACACAAAUCAGGAACAUGUUCAUUCAUACACAUUAACAAUAAUACUCUCGUUUAAGUGGAUAUUUGUGGCCGUACACACACACACACACACACGUACACACAAGCAGUCAUAUAUAAUUAGCAUCAUCAGCGUGUUGUUCUCACUAGCUCAAGCUGUGACUUGUGAAGUAUUCAUCUCUAGGGCAUGUUAUUGUAGGAGGAUUACCAUGCCUCUUUUCGUUUAAAAAAAUAGUGUCAAUAGGCUUUUUCACACCUGCAAUUUUGCCCACAGACUCACCCAUCUGUGAUGGUCCUUUCUGACCAUGCUGGUGUAGCACCUUCUCACCAUCUCACCGUUUUGUUAAACUCAUAUUUAAUAUGCAGCAUUUUAGACUCUAGAAUGUAGACAGAACAAGUACUUAUUUUAAUGUUAAAUGCUCCCAAUCCCCAAUCGUAAAUUAGUCUGUCACUGUCUAUUAUGUCACUAUAGACUAUAUUAGUAACAGAUAAUUAGUAAUUAUUGUGACAAAUACCAAAGUAAUUAUGGCAAAUCAGUAAGAAAAGGACUUUCAAAGAAAGGAAUUUCAGAUUAUCAAAAACAUAAAUAGUUAAGGAUGAAAUGGAUGCUUUUAAAAACACCAAAAACAUGAUAUGGCAUGGGUGAGAUCAAAUUCCAUUGUCAUGCAGUUUACAGCUAUCAGCUUUAUUUUUAAUUAACAAAUGUUUUAUUUAAAAAUGUUACUCAAGAGAAAUGACAGCCCUAGAUCAAAUGUUCUUUGCUUAGAUUUUUUUUGUUUGUUUUAACCAUGAACUAGUCAGUGAGGUUUUAGUGGGAAAAACAGGUUUUACAGCACUACAGUGUACCUGUACUUAGAUCCUGUGCUCACAGUUAGCACAUGUGCUUAGAUUGGUUAGAAUUGGUUGUUUUAAACAGGGGACCAGCAGAGAGAAAAGAAAACUUAGCUGAUCCAUCAGCAGCUCUUCUUAUUUCUGUUACAAACAGAACAUGCAACCUGCUGAUCUACAUAAAGUCAGUUGCUUUGAAAAAGAAACCUUCUUUAACAAUUGUCUUAGAUUAAAUCUUUUUAGAUACUGAUGUUUUAUUUUGUUUUUAUUUACUAAUUGUGUGAGCUAACUUUUAAACUUAUAUUUAAAUAAUGUUUCAGGAAGAAAUGAUGAAAGAAAUGAGUGAGAUUGUAGAAAAUAUUUGCUUCUGGGUUUUAUGAAGGGGGGAUUGUUCUCUUUUUUUUAGUUCAUGGUGUUGAUGAUUCAGAGGGUGAAAUUAAUUUCCGUAUUGCUGUGUCAUAAUUGGGCUCGCUGGACUGUGUAAUGCUACUGAUUCUGGAAGCUGUUCAGCAGACAUUAAACACUGCUGAGUGCUUUUUCAUUUAGUCAGGGUUAUUAAUAACACUAAUAAUUAAUUCAUUAAUAUCCUCCUGUGGUGCUCCAUAUGUGUGCUGAACAUUUUAAAUAGGAAAAUGUGAAGAUAUGGGCUGAAUGUUUACAGAUGUGUGCAGUAUUUCUUUCAUGAUAACUGAGAAUAAACUUCAGAACUGCUGUUGGUCUAAAAUGCACUUUAAGUAACUCAAAGGUAUUCAAAGGUCAUGACUCAUCACUACUCAGUACAGCACAAUACUAUUAAUAAUGUAUUAUGUGUUUCUGAUUGCUUUGCAAAUAUAUGCUGUUUAUUGCAUGGUUUCAAAGACUGACAAGCAUGGUCCAUGGUCAUAAAUGUUAGAACAAACUGCUGAAUAAAAGUUCCAAAUCUCCCAAA